Myxozyma melibiosi is the source of this 2526-nucleotide messenger RNA. RefSeq names its product CDC45 family. Gene Ontology annotation, molecular function: DNA replication origin binding; single-stranded DNA binding; chromatin binding. NCBI's taxonomy places the organism in Eukaryota, Fungi, Ascomycota, Lipomycetes, Lipomycetales, Lipomycetaceae. Gene Ontology annotation, biological process: mitotic DNA replication preinitiation complex assembly; double-strand break repair via break-induced replication; DNA replication initiation. The record is from RefSeq and is a predicted model, not a curated record. The transcript is spliced from 2 exons. Gene Ontology annotation, cellular component: DNA replication preinitiation complex. The coding region runs from base 100 to 2259 and encodes 719 amino acids.
GUCCAAGAUUCUUCCACUUUGGAUUUUCGACCACAGCCCAACCUCACGCAAAACAACACUCAGGACGCCUGAAGAUCCCCGCCACCGUGCGGUUCCACGAUGUAUGUCUCGCCAGCCUCGUAUGCUGAAGCCUUUGAGGCUCUCAGAGCUGCAGCACUCUCACACACCUCCUGUCGCGUUGUGCUCUUCGUUGCCUGUCUCGACGUCGACGCGCUCUGCGGUGCUCGAAUUCUCUCCGGAAUCUUCAAGCGCGACCUCAUCCCACACCGCACCUGUCCCGUCGCCGGCUACUCUGAACUGAAGAAGAGGUACGCGGAACUCGAAGAUAGCGUUACCUCAGUCAUCCUUAUUGGUUGUGGCGCUCUCGUCGAUCUGAACGACUACCUCCUUGAUGCAGAUUUGGAAGCUGCCGGUGACGACGAUGACGCGGCAGAGAUCUCUAAUCGGCGGAUACGGCGCAAGCUUUACAUCUUUGAUAGCCAUCGACCAUGGAAUUUGCAAAACAUGUUUGGCUCCGAGGAGGUCGUAUGCUUCGACGACGGUGACGUGGACGAUGGCUUGUUGAACAAAGAACGCGACGCCUUUGAAGCUCUGCUGCGAAUCGAAGACGACGACGAGGCGGAUGAAGCGGAUGAGGACAAAGAAGAGGAUGAUAGUGAUGGUGAAGAUGAUCCAAAUGACGAGCAACACGACGAUAGUGACGAAGAAGAGAAUGAUAGCGACCUCGAAAGCAAUGCAGACUCUCUACCCAGCAAAAUUCACAACGUGGACCUCGAUGUACGGCACAAGAGGAAGAUCUUCAGCAAAUCGGAAAGUGAUGACGACGGCGAUGACUCUGCCAGCGAAGACAGAGAUUCAGGAGUAGACCGAGAAUAUAUCUCGUCAUCGAACGACCUCUCCGAUUCUCCUGUUUCUCACCGAACAACCCCUAGCAAACGAAAAUCCCCCUCGUCUAGGUCACCGUCACCAGCUCCACAGCGCCAGAAGUCAUUCUCGGAAGCUCGCAGGACAUACGAAGAAGUCAUAGGAGAUUAUUAUGGUCGCGGAACCUCGAACUCGACCCCUGUUGCUUCGCAAAUAUACACGCUACUUUCGUUUCUUGGUCUGGCAUCGAAUCCUGAUCUAUGGCUAUCCGUCGUCGGGACCACAGCUGUCGAAUACGCGUCACCACAGCUUUACAGGCGAUUUUUCCCAUUACUACGCGACGAAGUGCUACGUUUGAAUUCUCAAGUCAAUAUAUCCAGGCUUUCAGCUGACGAUUCAGCACUUGUUGUCCAGCCAGAUUAUAGACUUUUCCUACUCAGGCAUUGGUCUCUAUACGAAUCUGUCGUUCAUUCUCCUUACGUCGCUUCACGCCUUCAUCUAUGGAAUGAUGCAGGCCGCAAGAAACUUCAUAAGAUGCUGGCGAAAAUGGGCAUAUCUCUUCAAGUGGCAAAGGAGAAGUGGACACACACCGACGUGGCACUGAAGCGAGCACUAAAGGAUAAGCUCUCUUCCGUGGCUGAUGUAAACGGUAUCGGUAACGUUGUUCGGACGGGAGUGGUACGAAAGUUCGGCUUCAGAGGGAUGGUAAGCGCUGGUGAUGCUGUCGAAGGAGUCGCUGCCCUGAUGGAAUGCGGCAAAGGCGCUACCAUCAACGACAAAGAGAGCGUUUACCAAAGCUCAUCAGCGGAAGAAAACAUUGAGGAGGUAGAUGGUGAGUUCAAAGAGGUCUGGAUCGGUAACUUCUGGACAGCCUGGGACGCGUUGGACAACAUCGAACUACUCCUUCACGGACUGCAAAGAGCACAAAUAUUGCAACAGGCAGUGGUUAGAACAGCUACAGCUCUUUUAGAGAAAGACCAAGUCCACGAUCUUCGAUCAUUCCGCUUAAUUAUUCUCAAAGACGGCCCUGAUCUCGAGCUUUUCAACAACCCACUUACACUGGUCCGGUUGGCGUAUUGGGUGAACGAAUGCAAGUCAGAGCAAACCGACCGACAUAGUCCAAUGGUGAUGGCGGUUCUUGAUCAGAAGCGUGAUACGUACACUGUUGUUGGUCUGCCUGCGAGGGUAGCCGAGAAGACCAACAACGAAGAUGAAGGAGAUUUACCGGAAGAGGAGGCAGCAUCUUCCAACUCGUUUGGUAUCGCGUUCCAAGAGAUGGCAAACCUUACUCAUGCCAGAGUGAAGAUUGAUAGUUUCGAAAGCUCAGUCGUGGAAGUUCGCAAGGACGAUCUCACGGGUUUUUUGGAGGGUAUGUCGUCUGUCGGGAUCAAGUAGAAGCCGAGCAUCCGACUGUCUAUGUGUUUUAAAUCCUUUGAGGGAGAAAGGGGAUGAUUUCUAAUCAUCAUGCAUAUUUGUAAAGUAGAUUGGGAGGUAGUCGGAAAGGUUGUGCUAUUUUUCAGCGGAGUUGUUUAUCGAACAUCCUACGAAGACGUGCUGGCUCGUUGAUGUAUUUGCAUGUUCCGUGUAGAGUUAUGAACAAAGCGCGGUCGAGUCAAUAAUUGUAUUUGUAUUUUAGGUAUUAAUGGAUCAUUUUAUGCUGUA